AUGUGGAGCUUAAGACUCCGACCACUGCAAAGGCAGUGGGCGCCGACUCGCAGCCGAGCUCUAUCGAGCUUCAGAACCCACGGCAGUCGGCGUGGGCCUCGCAACAGUAUAGAAAGACCAGACCUUAUUCAGACCUCGAAAAAAGCCGAAUCAUCGCCACAGCCCGAACCUGCUGCACCCGAGCCUCAAGAUGCCUAUAACCCCAAUUAUGAUCCUUCACAAAAUACCCUACUUGCACCCGUCUACCUGCCAGAGGACCCCAAAGGUGUGCUGAAAGAAAACCAUCCUGCAAUCUCAAUAUUGGCGAACUCGGGAGUUGUAGUACAGCGACAACUCGAGAUGAUGAACGUUAUGAUUGGGUUUGAACAAGCGAACAAGUAUGUCAUCAUGGAUGCACAGGGAAACCAUAUAGGAUAUAUGGCAGAACAAGAAAAAGGGCUUGGAAAUGCCAUGGCGCGACAAUGGUUCCGAACCCAUCGAAGCUUCGUGACACAUGUGUUCGACCGACAAGAAAAUGAGGUUCUUCGAUUCAAUCGCCCCUUCUCCUACAUCAACUCCAAGAUUCAAGUAUAUGAUCCUCUUGAUAAAAACCCUAGUACCACCUCGCCAUCUACGUCGCUGCAAGGCGUGACAACCGACAUCACAUCUAAUGCACGGGUCUCGCCACUCAAUUUCAAUGAGAUGCGAGUCGUUGGUGAAGCCCAGCAACAAUGGGCGCCUCUGAGGCGCAAAUACAACCUCUUCACCUAUCACCAGUCUCCAAAUCCAGCGACAGACAUGGGGACACAAACCUUUCCCUUAUCCGGGUCUCAACUAUCACAAGGGCAACAAAUGCAACUUGCACAGACUUCUGGUCAAGGACAAGGCGAAUUCAACCAGUUUGCCUACGUUGACGAGCCAUUCCUAUCAUGGGACUUCUCGUUGAAGUCGGCAGACAACCAGUUGAUCGGAUCGGUUAACCGCGACUUUGCUGGUUUUGCCCGCGAGUUCUUCACUGACACUGGUGUUUACGCAUUGCGCAUGGAUUCUGCAGGCCUUGGUGCCCAGGUGCCAGCCGGCCACGCUGAAAAGGUUCCCGGUAUGACCCUGGACCAACGUGCUGUCAUGUUGGCCACAGCUGUCAGCGUCGAUUUUGACUAUUUCAGCCGCCACAGCGGUGCCGGCGGCUUUGGUUUCAUGCCACUGUGGUUCCCUGGUAUGGGCGGUGAGGCUGCCGCCGGGGGUGCAGCAGGUGGUGCAGCAGCGGGAGGCGCUGCUGAAGCCGGGGCCGUUGGUGAAGCGGCUGCCGGCACACUUGGGAGAGCUGGGGCCGCUGGUACUAUGGCCGAUGGCAUGGCUGCUGGUGCCACUGGUGCAGGCGCAAUGGCAGGGUAUGAAGCGAUGCAAAGAGGUCGCGGGGGUGAUCAGGAUGCGGCACCGCCUGACCAGCAACAAUCACAGCCACUGGACCAGGACUCCCAGGGUUUCUACGAUGAGCCCAAGGAUCCUUGGGGUCAAGAUGACCCCUGGGGCGAUGAAGGAGGUGAUGAGGGAGGAGGCGAUGAUUUCGAUUGGUUUUGA
Penicillium nucicola is the source of this 1560-nucleotide messenger RNA. Its product is annotated as scramblase family protein. Bases 1 to 1560 code for a protein of 519 amino acids. The record is from RefSeq and is a predicted model, not a curated record. Gene Ontology annotation, cellular component: plasma membrane. The transcript has 3 exons. Gene Ontology annotation, molecular function: phospholipid scramblase activity. Lineage: Eukaryota; Fungi; Ascomycota; Eurotiomycetes; Eurotiales; Aspergillaceae. Gene Ontology annotation, biological process: plasma membrane phospholipid scrambling.